This is a messenger RNA of Miscanthus lutarioriparius, 657 nucleotides long. Lineage: Eukaryota; Viridiplantae; Streptophyta; Magnoliopsida; Poales; Poaceae. The record is from the annotation of a GenBank genome assembly.
AUGGCUGAGGCAGCUAAGAAGGCCUGUGAUUUCUGGGGUGUUCCAUCCACUGAUGUUCUUCGGCCUACUGUUGAAGCCAUUGCUUCUCAUAUUGGUGUUGCUCCAUCUGGAAUUCCACGAAGCUCUCCUAAUCGAAAGGGUCAGCUAACAGAAGAUUACUUUCAACGGAUUGAUGCUAUCCAUUUUACCAUCAAACAAGAUGAUGGGGCUCAGCCACAAAACCUCAACCGUGCAGACAUUGUACUUGCCGGCGUUUCACGUACAGGGAAGACACCAUUGUCAAUAUAUCUAGCUCAAAAGGGAUACAAGGUAGCGAAUGUGCCAAUUGUGAUGGGAGUGAAUCUUCCAAAGGCUCUUUUUGAGAUCAACCAAGACAAGAUUUUUGGGUUGACAAUAAACCCAGUGGUUCUUCAAGCAAUUAGAAAGACUAGGGCCAAAGCUCUAGGUUUUGUUGAUGGGUAUCAGAGCAAUUAUGCUGAAAUGGAACAUGUGAGGCAGGAACUGGCCCAUGCAAAUCAAAUUUUUGCUCAAAAUCCAAGGUGGCCAGUCAUUGCCGUCACUGGAAAAGCUAUAGAGGAAACAGCUGCUGUUGUUGUGAGCAUUCUCCAGGACAGGAAAGGGAAGUGCUCCAUGCCACGCAUAUCAAAACGGUACUAG